Clupea harengus (Atlantic herring) is the source of this 1415-nucleotide messenger RNA. It is a transcript of the gene abhd10b, whose product is annotated as abhydrolase domain containing 10, depalmitoylase b. Gene Ontology annotation, biological process: protein depalmitoylation. Gene Ontology annotation, cellular component: mitochondrion. Gene Ontology annotation, molecular function: palmitoyl-(protein) hydrolase activity; hydrolase activity, hydrolyzing O-glycosyl compounds. NCBI's taxonomy places the organism in Eukaryota, Metazoa, Chordata, Actinopteri, Clupeiformes, Clupeidae. The record is from RefSeq and is a predicted model, not a curated record.
AUCUUGUUCUCGCGUUAUUUCCGCAGAGGGUGGCGGAAGGAACAGUAUGGCAGCCGUGGUCUUGACGCACUGUUGGAAAGGACUUUCUCAGACUUUAAGUUAUGGAAGAGUUACAGCUUAUUCGCCGCUAUGUUUUGGGGGGCUUAGACAUAAAUCUACACUACAAUAUGCUUCACGUCCAGACCUACCAAAGCUAGCCUAUAGAAAGACAAAGGGGAAAAGCCCUGGUGUUGUUUUCCUGCCUGGCUAUGCCUCCAAUAUGAGUGGACAGAAGGCAGAGGCCUUGGAGGAGUUCUGCCAGUCUUUAGGCCACUCGUACUUAAGGUUUGACUAUACAGGCUGCGGACAAUCAGAAGGGGUUUUUGCAGAUUGCACAGUAGGAAGCUGGAAGAAAGAUGUUCUCUAUAUGCUGGAUGAAAUCGCUGAUGGCCCACAGAUUCUGGUUGGUUCCAGUAUGGGCGGCUGGAUGAUGCUUCUGGCUGCCAUCGCUCGACCCGAGAAGACGAAAGCCCUGGUUGGCAUCGCCACAGCAGCCGAUUACCUGGUCAAUGCAUUCAAGACACUUCCAAUAGAGGUGCGUAAGGAGUGCGAGGACAAAGGCGAGUGGCACAUCCCAAGCAAGCACAGCGAGGAUGGCGCCUACCGGCUGACCAUGGAUUUCCUGCAGGAGGCAGAGAACCACUGCGUGCUGCAGAGUCCGAUCCCGAUCACCUGUCCCGUGCGCCUCAUCCACGGGCUGAAGGACGAGGACGUGCCCUGGCACAUCUCCAUGCAGGUGGCUGAGCGCGCGCUCAGCCCUGACGUGGAUGUCAUCCUGCGCCGGCACGGCCAGCACCGCAUGGCGGAGAAGGACGACAUCAAGCUAAUGGUGUACACCAUCGAUGACCUCAUAGACAAGCUAACAACCCUGGUGUGAGAGGGAGACAAAAAGGAAAAGAGAGAGAGAGAAAGGGAGAAAAUAAGAGGAAAAAAUAGGAAUUGGACCUGGCCACUGGCCAUCACAAUGACCAGUCCCUUAGAUGCCAAAUUACCUCCUCCCCCCCCCCCCCCCCCCCCCCCCUUUCCCUACCCCCUUUUUCCCAGCCAGGACCUUUUCCCCCAGCAUGCCAGUAUAACAAACAAUCCAGAGGUUGUGGGGAGGGGGGGUGGUUCAUAAGGGAUUAACUCCAUCUUUGGAGAAUGGCGAUCCCUUUACAAUCUACACCACCCCCACCACCCACGCUCCUUCCGUGCCUUUCAGAGUACAGUUUUACUCGUUUGAAGUUUACCUUGUACAGCACUAUGAAGCCUAGUGUGUUUUUAUCCCCCAGGGUCCUGCUGCCUCUGACUCUGUUACCCUAGGUCUACUGUGCCUUUUUUUUUUACCACACCUCACACUAUGUUCUAGGCACUAAUAAAGCCUCUGUCUACUAAGA